Messenger RNA from Daucus carota subsp. sativus, 1597 nucleotides. RefSeq names its product fructose-bisphosphate aldolase 1, chloroplastic. The transcript has 6 exons. Gene Ontology annotation, molecular function: fructose-bisphosphate aldolase activity. The record is from RefSeq and is a predicted model, not a curated record. The coding region runs from base 171 to 1358 and encodes 395 amino acids. Gene Ontology annotation, biological process: glycolytic process; fructose 1,6-bisphosphate metabolic process. NCBI's taxonomy places the organism in Eukaryota, Viridiplantae, Streptophyta, Magnoliopsida, Apiales, Apiaceae. Gene Ontology annotation, cellular component: cytosol.
AAACACAAAUGACAAUUAUAAAUAGAAUGAUCAAGUGAAGGUACAAUGAGUGGUAUUGAGAAGUAGAGAUAGCUUGAGACCAGAUAAGAUAAGUAAAGGCCAAGGCUACUAGUGUUUUUGUUUUUAAGAGCUCACACACUCAGUCUUCUGGAGCAUAACAGGAACAUACAAUGGCCUCUGCAUCCCUCCUCAAGUCCUCUACUAUCCUCGACAAGUCUGAGUGGGUGAAGGGUCAGACCCUCCGCCAGCCCUCAGUCUCAGUUGUCCGCUGCUACCCGUCCGCCACCUCAGCCAUAAACAUCAGAGCUUCCUAUGCUGAUGAGCUUGUUAAGACCGCGAAUACUAUAGCAUCACCUGGGCGUGGAAUUUUGGCCAUGGAUGAGUCAAAUGCUACAUGUGGAAAGCGGUUAGCCUCAAUUGGGCUGGAGAACACAGAGGCCAACCGCCAAGCAUACCGUACCCUCCUUGUCUCGGUCCCUGGUCUUGGUAACUAUGUCUCUGGAGCUAUCCUGUUUGAGGAAACUCUUUACCAAUCAACUGUUGAUGGCAAGAAAAUUGUUGAUGUUCUCAAGGAGCAGAACAUUGUUCCUGGUAUCAAAACCGACAAGGGUUUAGUCCCCCUAGCUGGUUCAAAUGAUGAAUCCUGGUGCCAAGGUCUUGAUGGCCUUGCUUCACGCUCUGCUGCUUACUAUCAACAGGGAGCUCGUUUUGCUAAAUGGCGUACCGUUGUGAGCAUUCCCAAUGGUCCAUCUGCCUUGGCAGUGAAAGAAGCUGCCUGGGGCCUUGCUCGCUAUGCUGCAAUCUCUCAGGAUAAUGGAUUGGUACCCAUUGUGGAGCCUGAAAUAAUGCUUGACGGUGAACAUGGCAUCGAGAGGACUUUUGAAGUGGCUCAAGCAGUUUGGGCUGAGGUCUUCUUCUAUCUUGCUCAGAACAAUGUCCUGUAUGAAGGUAUCCUCCUCAAGCCUAGCAUGGUUACCCCUGGUGCAGAAUGCAAGGAACGAGCCACUCCUGAACAAGUUGCUGACUACACUUUAAAGCUCCUCCACAGAAGAAUCCCUCCGGCUGUCCCUGGAAUCAUGUUUCUGUCAGGAGGACAAUCUGAAGUCGAAGCAACCCUCAACUUGAACGCCAUGAACCAAUCUCCCAACCCGUGGCACGUGUCAUUCUCCUAUGCCAGGGCUCUUCAGAACACCUGCCUGAAGACAUGGGGUGGUCGCCCAGAGAAUGUCGCCGCAGCUCAAGAGGCAUUGCUUGUCAGGGCCAAGGCCAACUCUCUUGCUCAACUCGGAAAGUACACCGGUGAAGGUGAAUCAGAGGAAGCAAAGAAGGGAAUGUUUGUCAAGGGUUAUGUGUACUAAUUAUGACAAUGCAUCAAAUUUUCCUUGGCACCAACAGCAGAGAUUAAGGCGAAUCUAUAAAGAACAUAAUUUAUUUUUAUUUCUACUUAUAAGUUAUUAUAGAUGUCAAGACUAUUUCUGUUUCAUUUUUCGAAUCUCGACCACUUAAUAAUCUAAAGCUUCUCUAUGUGGAGAUUAGUUAGUCUGUAUCACCAUUGAUAUUUAUUAAACUUUCAUGAUAUUAUAGUGCGUAUUUUCAA